Messenger RNA from Trypanosoma rangeli, 1971 nucleotides. Its product is annotated as putative GTP-binding protein. Bases 1 to 1971 code for a protein of 656 amino acids. Gene Ontology annotation, molecular function: microtubule binding; GTP binding; GTPase activity. The transcript has a single exon. NCBI's taxonomy places the organism in Eukaryota, Euglenozoa, Kinetoplastea, Trypanosomatida, Trypanosomatidae. Gene Ontology annotation, cellular component: membrane; cytoplasm; microtubule. The record is from RefSeq and is a predicted model, not a curated record.
AUGGAACAGUUAAUCUCCGUCGUGAACGAGCUUCACGAUGCCUUUGCAAGUGUGAAGAUGAAUAUCAAGCUGAAUCUGCCGCAAAUUGCUGUGGUGGGCAGUCAGAGCUCCGGCAAGAGCAGUGUGCUGGAGGCAAUUGUGGGGAAAGACUUUCUCCCUCGUGGUUCAGGUAUUGUGACCCGCUGUCCCCUCGUGCUGCAACUCGUGCAGCUGCCCAGCACGACUGAUGAGGAGUGGGGGGAGUUUCUCCACAAGCCACAUAAGAAGUUUUUUGACUUCAUGCAGAUCAACGAUGAGAUUAAAAGCCGCACUGUGGAGAUCGCGGGAAAGUCAGCCAUUUCAGACCGCCCCAUUAACCUUAAAGUGUUCUCAAGGCACGUGCUGAACCUCACGCUGGUAGAUCUGCCGGGUCUUGUCAUGAAUCCUGUGGGAGACCAGCCAAAAGACAUUGACCGCCAGAUUAAGGAGAUGGUGACCCGCUACGUGGCCCCAGUGAACACCAUCAUUCUUGCCAUUUCCCCGGCCAACACAGACCUCGCAACGAGUGCGUCACUGCGCCUUGCGAAGCAGUUGGACCCAGAGGGGAUUCGCACGGUGGGUGUGUUGACAAAACUCGACCUCAUGGACCGCGGCACGGACGCGCUGGAUGCUCUUACUGGGAAAUUGGUGAGUCUUCGCCACGGAUUUGUUGGGGUGGUGAACCGCAGUCAACAGGAUAUCCAUGACAUGAAAGAUAUGGAGAGCUCACGAGCAGACGAGCGAAUGUUCUUUCACAACCACCCAGUAUACUCUACCAUCGCCGACAGACAGGGUACGGAGUAUCUUGCGAAGAAGCUGAAUCAACUUCUCCUUCAGCAUAUUAAGGAAGUUAUUCCUGAACUUAAGCGGCACGUGAACAAGCUGUUGGAUAGCACCAUGAAGCAGAUGGAAAAGCUUGGCAUGUUGGAUCAGACAAACAUAGACCCUAGUGCCCACAUGUUGUCGCUUAUCAAGAAGUUUAGCGACUCGCUUACCCACACCAUUGAUGGCGGUGCAAGCGAUGCAACCAAGGAGUUGAUGGGCGGCGCUCGACUAGAUUACAUUUUCAAUGAGUGCUUUGCUACCUACGUGAACGGACUCAGCGCCAAUAAGGAACUGUCAGACGAGUAUAUCCGCAUUAAUGCGCGCAACAUGGCCGGUAUGCACUCCGCUCUUUUUCCGUCGGACCAGGUCUUUGUGGCGCUUUCGAGGGAGCAAAUCUCUCGCCUAGAGGAGCCCUCGCAGAAGUGUGUGCAGUUUGUGUACGAAGAGCUUAUAAAGAUUAUUGAUAUCUGCGCCUCAAAGCUGGAUAGCUUUCCUAAGCUGAAGCAGGCAGUUGUGGAGAUCUGUCGCCAGGCACUACAGGAGUAUCGUGGACCCACCGUGGCCCACGUGCGAAAAAUCAUUGAGGCGGAGCGUGAAUUUAUCAACGUGAAACACCCAAGGAUGGAGAAAUUGGUGCAACGAUCAUUUCUGAAAAUAUUUGGUACUGAGGGUGAGCAGAAGUCAGAAACACCCCGACCGCAGCAAGGGGGAAGUGACGGAAAGGAUAAGUCGAAAAAAAGUACACCUGAACCUACUGCAACGACAGUGGAGGGCCCCAACAUGGGGGAUGUGCCGAUGACGAUUAUGCUGGGCAAAGAUAUGUCUAGUCAUGAGCAGCAAAUUAACAGCGUCAUUAGGGACAUGGUUGAGGGAUACUUUGGCAUCGUGAAGGGUACUGUCGCUGACCAGGUCCCAAAAGCCAUCACGCUACUUAUGAUAACGAAACUGCGCGAGGAUGUGUAUGGAAGGUUGGUGCGCAGUUUGUACAGCGAGAAAAAGGUGGAUGAUCUACUUGCCGAGCCGCCGGAGAUUGAAACGCAGCGCAAGGCCACAACGAGGAUGAUGGAGGCGCUCAAAAAGGCACAGGCUGCUUUGGAGACCGUGCGCGGAUACACAUUUGAACGGUAA